AUGUUCAAUUUUACACUCUGUGAAUACGUAUCCGCUGUAAGACUAGAUCGUUCCUACUUAAGGAUUACCUCCCAAGAGUUUACAACUUUACCUCUGGACAUUGUUGUACAGGCAGUUUUAAGCUUAUUUGCUGUGAUGUGGGGCGUGCUAAAUGUAGCUGGUAAUUUACGUGAAAUACCAGCUGCUGCAGAACUUAACAACAUUCGCUGGGAAACACAGCGCAACCUGCCAUCUUUCUACACCUUCAACCAUAGAGGAAGAGCACUUGCAUUUAAUUAUAUACCUAGUGCAAGUAAAAGUGAAUUAGAUAAUCUAGAA
This is a messenger RNA of Iphiclides podalirius (scarce swallowtail), 318 nucleotides long. The record is from the annotation of a GenBank genome assembly. NCBI's taxonomy places the organism in Eukaryota, Metazoa, Arthropoda, Insecta, Lepidoptera, Papilionidae.